AAAAAAAUUAUUACAAUUUAAAAACUUUCUAGAAAAAUAGAAUUCGCCGGAGAUGACGGCGGUGACGGCGGCGCAAAGAUCAGUUCCGGCGCCGUUUUUAAGCAAAACGUAUCAGCUAGUGGAUGAUCAUAGCACAGACGACGUCGUUUCAUGGAACGAAGAAGGAACAGCUUUUGUGGUGUGGAAAACAGCAGAGUUUGCUAAAGAUCUUCUUCCUCAAUACUUCAAGCAUAACAAUUUCUCAAGCUUCAUUCGUCAGCUCAACACUUACGGAUUUCGGAAAACUGUACCGGAUAAAUGGGAAUUUGCAAACGAUUAUUUCCGGAGAGGCGGAGAGGAACUGUUGUCGGAGAUAAGACGGCGUAAAUCGGUGAUUGCCUCAACGGCGGGGAAAUGUGUAGUUGUUGGUUCGCCGUCUGAGUCAAAUUCUGGUGGUGAUGAUCACGGUUCAAGCUCCACGUCAUCACCCGGUUCGUCGAAGAAUCCUGGUUCAGUUGAAAACAUGGUUGCUGAUUUAUCAGGAGAGAACGAGAAGCUGAAACGUGAAAAUAAUAACUUGAGCUCGGAGCUCGCGGCGGCGAAGAAGCAGCGUGAUGAGCUAGUGACGUUCUUGACGGGUCAUCUGAAAGUUAGACCGGAGCAAAUCGAUCAGAUGAUCAAAGGAGGGAAAUUCAAACCGGUUGAAUCGGAUGAAGAGAGUGAAUGCGAAGGUUGCGGCGGAGGAGACGGCGGAGGAGGAGGAGGAGCAGAGGAGGGGAUGGCGAUGAUAUUUUGCAACACUCUAUACUCUUCUUCUCUCUCGCCGUUAACUUCCACUCGAACAAAACCGUCGCGAUUCCCAAAGAAUCUCAAACCUCGAGCUCAAUUCCAGUCCAUGGAAGAUCACGACGACCAUCUCCGCCGGAAAUUCAUGGAGUUCCCGUACGUGUCACCCACGCGCAAGCAGCUCAUGGUUGAUCUCAUGUCGACGGUGGAGAAUCGCCUCCAAUCACAACUCCUUCCCUGUAACCUCCCGCCAGAUGUACGAAACUUCAAGAACCCUAACGGUUCCGCCGAAGCAUCUCUUCACAUCAGAUCCGGCCAGAAAUCAUCUCCGAUUGAUUUUGUUAUAGGAAGUUGGAUACAUUGCAAGAUCCCAACAGGAGUAUCUCUGAAUAUAACAAGUAUCUCUGCAUUCUUAAACUCGUCAACAAAAGCUCCAAACUUUGUGGUCGAACUAAUACAGAGUAGUCCCGAGUCGCUCGUGCUAAUCCUUGACCUCCCACAUCGUAAAGAUCUCGUUCUUAACCCGGAUUAUCUCAAGGAGUAUUACCAAGACACUGCUCUUGAUUCUCAUCGCCAAUCUCUCCUUAAGCUACCUGAAGUCAAACCUUAUGUGUCUCCUUCUUUAUUUGUUCGCUCUGCUUUCUCUCCUACUGCUUCGAUGCUUAAGAUCGAUGCGGAGGAAGAGGAUAAGUUGGAGGAGAUCUUGAGAGAUCAUGUUAGUCCAGCUGCUAAGGAGGUUCUCGAGGUUUGGUUGGAGCGGUGUGCGAAGGAAGAAGAGGAGAAGAUUGUGAUUGGGGAAGAAGAGAGAAUGGAGUUGGAGAGAAGAGACAAAAGCUUUAGAAGGAAGAGCAUAGAGGAAGAUUUGGAUUUGCAGUUUCCGAGAAUGUUUGGGGAAGAUGUUUCCUCACGUGUUGUACACGCUAUCAAAGAAGCAUUCGGUGUUCUUUAGAUCAUGUCACACUAUACAUCAGCUAAUGUUCAUUGUACUAGAUAUAUACUUUCAUCAAUGUUCCAUCAAUACUAACCAUCAGAUCCAAAGAUUUCUUUUUCCUUGAGCAUGUGCAAGACUCUCUCUUUGGUUGAUUCCAUCUCUGUCUUGAUAGACUCAAUAUCCAAAUCGUGAUCAGAAU
This is a messenger RNA of Arabidopsis arenosa, 1895 nucleotides long. NCBI's taxonomy places the organism in Eukaryota, Viridiplantae, Streptophyta, Magnoliopsida, Brassicales, Brassicaceae. The record is from the annotation of a GenBank genome assembly.